AUGCGAGAUUACGACGUGGAAGGCUCGGAGAGGUGCAAUCGAAAUGCUCUUGCCAAUUGGGCCUACGCCACUGACCUCACCGAGGCCAAUCGUCAAGCUAAUUUGGCGGAGAACCUGAUAGCUGCUCACUACAGGAAGGAAGCGUGGAAGAACGUGACCUCGUUCGACUGGGAAGAAUUUCACGACCCAGAAUUGAAGCGGCUCUUCAAGCUUCUGUCCAUCCUCGGCACGGCUGCCCUCCCGGACGACAAAUUCACACGGCUGGGGGAGCUGCAGACUCAGUUGAAGGAGAUUUACAGCAAAGCGACGAUCUGCGACUACAAUAACAAGUCCCGCUGCGACCUCACCCUGGAACCAGAUCUGAAGCGGAAGAUCGCAAGCGUUCGCGACGCCGACGAGUUACAAUGGAUCUGGGAACAAUGGAGGGAAGCCACGGGGAAAAAGAUGAGGGAGAUCUACAGGGAAGUAAUCGAUCUCAGUAACGAAGCUGCAAAGAUCAACGAAUUCACGGACAUGGGUGCUAUUUGGCGGCAUUCGUACGAGACGGAUUCGUUCGAGGAGGAAAUGGCGGAAAUGUGGGAGACGGUCCGGCCGUUGUACGAACAGCUUCACUCCUACGUCAGGCGGAAUCUACGUGAAAAGUACGGGGAGGACAAGGUCUCCGCCGAUGGACCCAUCCCCGCUCAUUUGUUCGGUAAGAGGCAGAAGUUCCCAUUCAAAACUGCUGUCUGUCUUUAA
Darwinula stevensoni is the source of this 738-nucleotide messenger RNA. Lineage: Eukaryota; Metazoa; Arthropoda; Ostracoda; Podocopida; Darwinulidae. The record is from the annotation of a GenBank genome assembly.